This is a messenger RNA of Sesamum indicum (sesame), 660 nucleotides long. RefSeq names its product UvrABC system protein A. The record is from RefSeq and is a predicted model, not a curated record. NCBI's taxonomy places the organism in Eukaryota, Viridiplantae, Streptophyta, Magnoliopsida, Lamiales, Pedaliaceae.
CCAGAAGCUUGAUUCAUUAGCGAGAACAAACAUAGUUCUGAACUCUCUCUUUUUCCAUGUUCUUCUUCACAAACCCUUUUAGCUAAAUCACCAAUUGAUUCGGUGCAUAAAAGUUGAAGAAAAUGGACCCAAGAACUGACAAGCUGGUGAGGAGGACAACAAUGGUCGCCACUGUAACUGCUUCUUAUUUUCUCCUCACUGCUGACUAUGGAACUGAACCCAAUUUUCUUGACCCCAUAAAAAAUGCCAUAUUAUCAGCUCAACGGUCGGUGAAAGAAUUCGUUUUUGGACCAAGAAAUGAAACUCCACAAAGUGAGAUCAACAAACUACCUCCCAGUGCUGCAGAGAAACAGCCAUAGUCUCUGUUAGAUACCUAACAACACUUUCUUGAUGAUAGUUUCUACUUUGAGAUCAAAUAUUGUAACUUUGUAUAACCCAUCAAACUGAAAUUUUCCCAUGUCUCCUCUAUACUUGCAGUAUAGUCUCCCUUCCCUUACAGUGAAUGUGAUUGUUAAUGUUGUUGCUCUUGUACUAAUCCAAUGUACUAAUCUGCCAUUGCAUGGUUUCCUAGUUACUUUCUUGUGAGACAAACAACAGAAUUGUCGAUUGAGUUGUUACAUGCUGUUGUAAUUGUCAAUUGAGUCAGAGUUGAACCCUUCA